AUGGCCGCCUCUGUCGAUUCCAUCAACGCCCAUCGUCUCCCACCGCUUCUGUCUCCCAGAUCGACUCCUCCGCCAUCGACAUGCGCCGACGAAGCCCCCGAGAAACUCCCCACGAUUCCCUCCGAUGAGGACCACUCUUCUGAAGAAGGCUCGCAUGUGAGUGGCAGUUUGCGCCGCGUAGCCUCUGCCUCGUCGUCCAUUUCUGAACCAGCGGUCGAAGACGACGAUGAGGAAGAGCUGGAGGUUGAGCCGGUGGAGGAUACGGUAGAGAAAGAGAGGGACCAGGAUGAAAGCAAAGACCUCGAUACCGCAGUGCCCUCUGGUAGGGCCAGUCGCAGCAGCACGAUAAGCAACACGACAAACCCAAACGUUCGCCGCCUUUCUGCCAGUGAGAUGCAGCGCCUCACGAACUCUCCCGAGUCCCUCCCCGUGGCCCCCGCGCCCCAGCGGAGGUCAAUCGACGAAGACUCAGCAUCCCAUCUUCUUGACCAGCGCGAAGCUAUACGACAAUCCACGAUGCGACUCGAACAGGCUCAACAAACGCUCGAGGCUUUCCCAUCGCUGCAGCCCAACAGUGUCGCUGUCGAGGCUCGUGCUAGUGGGAGUGCUGGUCUUGGUCCGCCGAGAGACAUCCAAAUGGACUUUCAACGACGGCCGUCACCUGGAGCGCGUACUCUGUCCACGCCGCCCACAACCCGUCCAUUAGCUGGUGAUUUAUCUGGGACGUCUUCACCACGAAGAUAUUCGUCAUUCAACCCAAAUGGCCGCCCGACAUCUCUUCACCUAAAUCUUGAUGGUUCAGGUGGAACAUCCCCCGUGUUGAAUACUCGAUCUGGCCCAGCAACCGCCAUUCCAGUCACGGAAUCCUCAGGUCUCCGACCACCAUCACCGAUUCCACCUAUAAUCCCUCUACCUCCCAUGUCGCUCCCUACACAUCUCCAGCUGGAGCUGGCGGCUCAGCGACCUAGUCCGUUGUACAUCCACCAAUCCCACGCCUACGACAUCCCCUACGAAUCCAAUGCCGCCAAGUUCGAGCGUCUCAAGAAUGUGCUAUUCCUCCCACCAUUCCUCGAGCGCACCCUUAACUUCGGAGCUCUGGCAUGUCUCGACGCCUGGCUAUACAACUUCACCAUUCUCCCUAUGCGGUUUACGUUGGCUUUGGGCGUACUUGUUCACUGGUGGUUCUAUCUCGUUCUUAAGGAGGUCCGAUGGCUUGUCGAUUAUGUAUGGUACGGCCUGGGACGGCUUUGGCGACGAGGACGAACAUCACGGCCCACUACUACUGACGAAUCAUCUGAUGAAACAAGAUCACGUAGUGAGAGCCGUCCUCGAGGUCGAACAGAGGAUACGAAUGAAACCCCAGAGUUGAAAGAUCUAAAAACGCACCUGAACGCACACUUUAAUCCUCUACAACCUCGAUCACAGCCUAGAUCUGGAGCUUUCCGACAUAGGAGGACUAAGUCAAUGCCCUCCAACUUGUCGGCUUUCCAUAAAGCAGAUCUCCUCCGAGGAGCUGUCAUCAUUUGCAGUUCCAUGGCUCUCAUGACCCUCGAUGCAAGUCGCAUGUAUCACUUCAUCCGAGCCCAAUCCGCCAUCAAGCUCUACGUCAUCUACAACAUUCUCGAAGUUGGUGAUCGUCUUCUUUCUGCUCUGGGACAGGACAUUCUUGAGUGUCUGUUCAGUACCGAGACCCUCUCCCGCAAUGCCUCGGGUCGAUCCAAGGUUCUUCUCCCACUGGGCAUGUUCCUCCUCGCUCUGGCAUACUGCUGUCUUCACUCUAUCGCCUUGUACUAUCAAGUCAUCACCCUCAAUGUCGCCGUCAACUCGUACUCCAACGCCCUGUUAACUCUCCUCCUCUCGAACCAAUUCGUCGAGAUCAAGAGCACAGUCUUCAAACGCUUUGAGAAGGACAACCUCUUCCAGCUUACCUGCGCCGACAUUGUUGAGCGUUUCCAGCUUUGGAUCAUGCUUCUUAUCAUUGGAAUGCGCAACAUCAUUGAAGUCGGUGGGCUUAGUAUUCCCGGCGCAGGCUCAGAGUCACAGUUUGACGAUUCAUCGGUACCGCUACACAACCCGUCAAUCCUUCCUCACAGCUUCACCGUUUUGCCUUCUUGGCUCAUGUCGGGCGAGGUGCUCUCCCCGUUCCUCAUCGUCAUAGGAAGCGAAAUGCUUGUUGAUGCUAUUAAACACGCCUACGUGACGAAGUUUAACAACAUCAAGCCAUCUUUCUAUAGUCGCAUCCUUGACAUCCUCUGCAAAGACUACUACACAAACGCAUUCAUGGCUCCGUCACUCACCAAGCGUCUCGGUCUUGCAGUCAUCCCUCUCUCAUGUCUCUUCAUCCGAGCCUCCAUUCAAACCUACCACAUGCUUCUCUCCACCCACCUCCCCAUGCCUCUCCCUAUUCCGGAAUCUACACAAACAUCCCUCACCGAAGAAUCCGCCACACCUUCAUCACCAGCUAUGAUCGCCGCCCUCAACCGCUUCGACUCUCUCAUUCGCGACUCCCUCGGCCGCGCAACAUACGGCUACCCCUAUGGCUCACCCCUCAACUCCCGCCCCUGGUACUCCUGGACAUCCGACGACGUCAUCGCCGCCAUAACCAUGGUGGUAGUAUUCUUCAUCGCCUUCCUCGUCCUCCUCAUCCUCAAACUUCUCUUGGGUAUGCUCCUUCUUAAGUACGCUCGCAACCGCUACGCACGCAUGAAGCGCGCAGAGCACCAAGGUCGUGCGCCUGAGUCAUUCGACACACCCGGUGCGCGCAGAGUAGGCGGCUUCGGACAAGUCGAGGUUGGCGAAGAGAGACAAAGAUGGAUACACGCUGAUAGGAACGAGGGAUUGAAGGGUGGGAAGGGCCCGGGGAAGAGGAAUGAAAAGCCGACAGAAAAGACGAAGAAGGAUGAUUUUGAAAAGGUGAUGAGGUAUGAGAUGGUUGCGAAAAGGAUAUGGUGA
Molecule: messenger RNA, 2952 nt
Organism: Fusarium sp. VM40
Lineage: Eukaryota; Fungi; Ascomycota; Sordariomycetes; Hypocreales; Nectriaceae
Source: the annotation of a GenBank genome assembly